UUUUGAAACAUCAUUUCGCAGCGUUAGUUCGUGGACUCCGGUUGGUGCUUGGUGCGAAAUAUAGAAAUUGAACGUCGAAAGAGAGCGUCUUAAUUCUAUUUGUUGUAAAAUUUUAAAAAUAUCAUUGCAGUUUAAAAGUACUAUAGAAAUGUGGCCAGCUCGUCCACGUCCUAGUAGACCAGCCCUCCGAGAUAUGCAGGAAUCGGAUGAAGAACCCUUUGAGCCGGACUCGCCGCGUCGGACCCGAGCCGGCAUAAUGUCGCUUACGUCUUUAUCAUCUUUACAAGAGGCCAAUGCCGCCGGCGCCGUCCAGAGCAGCUCCGUGAUGCGGCCGCCGUGUGACUGUACAGAGCAGGAGUUGGCGGAGGAACAAAUUGCUGUACGCGGCGUCACGGAUGAGAGUAUGGACGUUGAUGGUACACCAAACGUAUCAGGAGUCACAAAUACUAAGAAACGAAAACGAAGGGUGCCUAAAAGACCCAGAAACUUUGGGGCCAUACCUGAACCGCCAUUGCUGAGACGGCGUCUAAUAAAAUCUCUCAUAAAACCAAAAAUCACAAGCACAGUCGGAAGAUUGUUUGCAAGAAGAAUAAUAAGGCAAGCACGCUGUGUGAGAAACAUCUUUGAAAAGGAGAUGUGCUGUGUCAGCUGUGGUUUACUUCCCACGAAUCCCGUGACGGGAAAGUGUGGUCACACCCGAUGCGCAAAAUGCGUUAGAGCAGCGAAAAUGUGUCCGUGCGGCACAGAUUUUCCCGAAAAACUACAGUCUAAUAUAUUAAUAAGAGACAUAGUAUUUAAAUUGUCCGGCGACAGACCAAGGACUAAUGAGUUGAUUGGUGGCAACGCCCAGAUUCUUGGCGGGCACAGCAGCACAGACAAUAGUGCUAGGAUGCUGAUCGAAAGCUCCUCUAAUGAAGCCCAAAUUCAUGAGGCACUCUGCCAAGUUGCACUGAAACGCAACGCCCGUGUCAGGGCUUUCCUACCGCCUGUUCCUGUAUCGCCUCGGGCGCGGUACAAUCGCGCGGUGCAACUGCUGCAGGACGGCAGACACCUCGAGGCGGCGCCCUAUCUCGCCCUCGUGGUCGCCUCCAACCACAUGGAUUUUAGAAGCGCACGCAAACUACUAAUUGAGGUGAUGUCUCUCUUAACGAAGAAAUGGAACGCUAAAGCCUUAAUGACGGAGCUGCGUCGAACAGUACGUAACUUGUGUUCGACAACAUGGGUGGACCUGUCAGACAUGGAGUGCAUAGUGUGUUGCGAGAAAUUCAGGCAGCCCGUCACCACACCGUGCGGGCACAUGUUCUGCAGGGCGUGUCUCGAUCGCUGCUUCAACUACAAGAAACGAUGCCCGCUUUGCCGCCGCUCUCUAAAAACAUUCAGCCUCGUAGCAACACCAACUACAAGUUUCGUUGAAGGGGCACUGAAAAGCAAAACCGCUGCCGACGCACAAUCGUCUUCAGGAUCAUAUCUCAUUCCCAUAAUCGCGUGCACAGUCGGAUAUCCAUCAAUCCCAUGCCCGCUGUUCAUAUAUGAGGCUCGCUACUGGCCGAUGCUCCGCCGCGUGCUGGACUCGGGCUCGCGAAAGUUCGGCAUGGUGGCCUGCGACAGAGGAGGACCAGACUGUGUGGGCUACGGCACGGUAAUGGAAGUGCGGGACUGCGUUCUCUUUGAGGAUGGCCGGACCAUCCUCUCCACCAUAGGCCUGUCUCGGUUUAAAAUUAUGGAAAGAUAUUAUGUUGAAGAUGGUUUCGAAGUAGCCCGCGUUCUGCCAAUUGCGGAUGUGCACCCGUUGGAUUUACUGCAGCUGUGGGAUGUUAAGCAGUUGGCACGUCAGAUAACCCUGAGAGUGUUCGUCUGGCUGAGACGCCUGGGAGCUAGUAUGCUCAAUGAUAUGGAACUGGCGUUCGGAAGCAUGCCGCUGGAGGAAGACCCUCACCUUUUGGGAGAAACCGAAGAUGGACCUGCGUGGGUGUGGUGGCUCAUAGCUGUCUUGCCAUUAAGAUCCGAAAUAAAGGUGCUCAUCCUUGCCACGAACUCGCUCCUCAAGAGGAUGAGGGCAGUGAGCUGUACGCUCGAGGCGCUGUGCCAAGACCCAGUCGUGCGAGCUGCGCCCCUCACGCCUGCUGUCGAGCCUGUCGAGCGAGCCGCGCCCGGUGACGUGGUUGCAGCGUUCCCUGAGGGUGCCGAUCUCUUAUUUUAAAAUUACAUAACAAAGUCUUUUGCAAUACUAUUACUAUUGUUACACUCUCACCCAAUCAGAGUGUAAACACAAUUAUUCUACUACUAUUAUUACACUACAUACAUUAUUAUUAUAAUUCAAACCUAAAUUUCGGCCAUUUCAUUUGCAAAUACUGUUACUAUUAUUACACUAUUUACUAUUAUUUGAUCUCAAUAGUUUUAAGAUUUAAUUUCGGCAGAUGUAUUUUGACGAUGAGAAAUAAAUAAUAAUAAAUACUAAUAAAUACCUAGGUACUAUUUAGUUAUACAUGAUUCCGCCAUAUUGAAUAGUUUAUAAGUUUUUGAUAACAUUUUACUGGUUCACAUUUUUUAAUAUUAACAACAGGGUAUAUUAUAGUACCGGUCCUGCGUUUACCAAUCGUAGUUUUUAGUGACUUUAGACUUUACUCAAAUAUUAUAAAUACCUGUCAAAUUAACUUUAAAGAUCCUGACUAACGAUCGGAAAGGUAACAAUAGCCCAAGAGCCAGUUCGUUAUUUUAUAAUGGCUGAAACUUUGUUGUUGCUACUACCGUACCACACGUACACUGUAAAAGAGGGUAGGUAUGAUAGACUAGUACCAACGACUGACGUAUGCUUUGGAAAAUAUAAAAAAAAUACAUUUACCUAAGUCAAUAUUAUUUUUAGUCCGUCAAACUUACUAACCGUCAGUCAAACUUGGUAGUAGUCACAAAGUUUCAGCCUUUAUAAAAUAACGUAGGUUUGGCAGUCGCUGGCUCUCGAUCUAUAAUGAAAUUGGCCUUGUCAAGACCAAUCUCAAACAGUAGGAGGUGAUUGAACCUCAAAUCUUAUUCAUUGCAGGGUCAGUAAUGUGAUUAAAACAAUGUAGCGUAACGUUCCUCAGAUAGCUAGAUAGAUACAUUUAUUCAUAUUCUUGAAUAACAAAAUUUUUCAUUUAACAAAAGUGAACCUUUACAAGUUUUAUAGAAUAUGUGACGACAUAGAAAAGUAGCUUUAAAUAUAAUUAUAUUCCGAGAUCCCAUUGCAAGAUCCCGACGGCAUAAGCUGGAUUAUGCCGGAUGACGGGCUAAGCUAUUAAUAAAUUUUGGAGUAAAGUUUCGUUCAGUCUAAAUAAUAUAGCCCAAGAGCCAUACAGACACAAAGUUUCAGCCCUUAUAAGAUAACGAAAGUCUGGCAAUCGCUGUCUCUCGAUCUAAUAGGUUCCCCUUUCCACAAAUAUAAGUCUAAAUAAGCAUUUGAUCAUUAAGCUUACGCUCGAAGAGCUCAUAACUAAGUCAAAGCCGCGCGGAUCGAUCGAUCAUAAAUUUAAGUAACGCUUGGUGCGGUCGAUCCGUCUUGACCAUCUUGUUAUGAUGAGUUCUUCCGUGUUUCGGAAUGUACAGUAAACCGAUGGGUCCUGGUUGCCGUCUGCAGCAGUUGAUCUUGGAGAGGGUGCUCGGAAUAUAAUAAGUCGUGUGUUGUGACAUUAUUAGAUUGUAAUACAUUCCGUAUUUCCGUUUAGCAUAUGUAUAUUUUUUUUGUAAACAUGGUUUUGGACAUUCUCGUUAUUAUGAUAAAGACUAAAUCUAUACUUCUAUACUAAUAUUAUGAAGAGGAAAACUUUGAUUGUUUGUUUGUUUGGUUGUAAUGGAUAAACUCAAAAACUACUGGACCGAUUUAAAAUAUUCUUUCACCAUUAGAAAGCUACAUUAUCUGCGAGUAUCAUAGGCUAUAUUUUAUCCCGGUGCGGGCAGUAGCUCCCAUGGGACGCGGGUGAAACCGCGGGAAAACGGCUAGUAUAUAAUAAAUUCAUGAUAUGAAUAGAACUAAAAACAUGGUUUAAAAAACAAUAGAAAUGUCCAGUUAAAAUUUAAUUAUUUUUAUUUAAUGUAAAUGGUGUAACACAUCCUUGAUUCUCUUGCCCUGUUUUCCGCUUUCAAUCCUCUCUGGCAGCCGUCAUAUCUACUAGCAUCUACUCUCUUCUUAUUUUCCUCGACAGUCAUACCAAACAUACAAAUAAUAAUAAACAAAAAAAAAUCUGACCGCGUGUUGCAUGUAUUGAAAAAGUAUUCAUAAGUUUUUUGUUUUAUGUUGUUUCGUUGCUCAUUCCAAAGUUCAUUCCUUAUUUCAUGUUCGUUUUUAGUUUAUGCUUUUUCGUAACGAUUUAGUUGUAAGUUAGAUACUUAUUAAAUUAUGUUUUGUUAUUGUCAGAUGGAUUGUAAUUUUGUGUUUGAUUAGAAAACAGGGACCUUUUUCAUAUAUUCCUAUUUUAUAGUCUAGCCUUGAUAACCACCAAUCUGAAGUAAAUUUAUUAGACUAAUUAUGUAAUAUAAAACGCAAAGUUAAGAUCUCAUCGAAAUAUUUAAAAUUAGCGUUAAGUUAAAGUAAGGGUUAAGUUUAAUAGGAAUAUUUUAUAAACAACCAUUUGUUCAGCCAUUGUAAAGGAGACGAAAGGGAAUUUGAUCGCGUCAUGAAGAACCUGUUAUUUCGUGCAUGGACUAUUAACUUUUUUAAUCAGAAAGUGUGGCAAAACCAACUUAUCUAUAUAUAAAAAGAUAAAUAACAAUAAUAAAUUAAAUAUCCAUUUUGUUUACACUAUUUGUUAAAAAUACAAAAGUAGUUCUGUUAUUUAUUUUUCUAUAAGUAUAAAAGUCAGAUUCGUCAUCACGUACCUUAUAACAUACACUCUUUUGCAAUAAAAGCGGGCACCUAUGCGAAAUCUUGGUUUUAAGGACUUUACGUGUAUUUUAAAGGGUUUUAAUGACAGUAGUAUGUUACUAGCAUCAAUAGGGUUAGCCAAGGAUGUGUGAGAGUAAAUUGGUUAAAUCUUGAUUUGGACUAAUUUCUGGUAGAAAGUUCGUCGGCGUUUUGAAAAGUUUAUGAAGUGAUUUUCAGAAAACUGAUAAUGCAGUUUUAAUUACCAAGAUUUCGCAUAUUUGGCCGCUUUUUUUGCAAUAGAGUUUAUUUGUAUAAUACGGAAGCGUGGUCCCACACAUUUUCUGUCUCCUUUUGUACUUAUGCACGUCAUUCCCCGGAUUGAUGUAAAAAAAUGAUCUCAUUAUCGUUAGAUCAUUGUAUUAUAUGACUAAUCUCACACGUUGAUAGUUCGUUAAAAUAGUUUAGUGAACAAACAUUACGUUCAACAAAGCUGAAGUGAUUGCUGUGAUUGAAAUUAAACUUAAUACAUUAUAAAUAAUAAAUUCAUACGUUUUCUAAAUCAUGUCUUUAGUUAAGUUUGUUAUAAUAUAGGUACUUGUUUUCUAAUAAACUCUUUGAAACUA
Helicoverpa armigera (cotton bollworm) is the source of this 5457-nucleotide messenger RNA. RefSeq lists its product as uncharacterized. Gene Ontology annotation, molecular function: ubiquitin protein ligase activity. The transcript is spliced from 13 exons. NCBI's taxonomy places the organism in Eukaryota, Metazoa, Arthropoda, Insecta, Lepidoptera, Noctuidae. The coding region runs from base 149 to 2200 and encodes 683 amino acids. The record is from RefSeq and is a predicted model, not a curated record.